This is a messenger RNA of Verticillium nonalfalfae, 861 nucleotides long. RefSeq lists its product as uncharacterized. The record is from RefSeq and is a predicted model, not a curated record. Gene Ontology annotation, molecular function: FMN binding. The transcript has a single exon. NCBI's taxonomy places the organism in Eukaryota, Fungi, Ascomycota, Sordariomycetes, Glomerellales, Plectosphaerellaceae. Bases 1 to 861 code for a protein of 286 amino acids.
AUGUCCUCAGAUAAGCUCCCCGAGGCAGCGCCGCGCAACCCACACGGCGACUUCAAAGCCGUCGAGGCCGCGCGCCCCGACUUUGACUCCUCGGCCUCCUUCCACUACACCAAGACGCCGGCGCCCGCCUGGCAGUACGGCGACGGCGCCAACACGUCCUCGUCGGCCUCGCACGUUGCCAUCGACCCGCACGCCGCCGGCCGCCCCGCCGGCUUCAACUACAAGUUCCUCAUCUCGGCCAUCACGCCGCGGCCCAUCGCCUUCCUGUCGACGCGGGCCCGUGACGGCAGCGAGAACCUCGCGCCCUUCAGCUACUUCAACAUGAUCAACCACGACCCGCCGCUCUUCAGCGUCGGCUUCUCCAGCGGCCUCGCGGCGCCCAAGGACUCGCUGCGCAACCUCGUCGAGACGGAGCGCGUCGUCCUCAACAUCAUCUCCGAGCCCUUCCUCGAGGCCGCCAACGCCACCUCCAUCAACGCCCCGCACGGCGUCUCCGAGUGGCACGUCGCCGGCCUGACGCCCCUGCGCGACACGGACAACGGCGUCGCCCGCGUCGGCGAGGCCGUCGUCGCCAUCGAGGGCACCCUCGUCUUCACCAAGGAGUGGGCCAGCAGGGCCACGCCCGGCACCACGUCGGGCACCCUCGCCGUCAUCGAGGGCACCAAGUUCUGGGCCCGCGCCGACGCCGUCAACGAGGACCGGAACCUCGUCGACGCCGACGUCCUGCGGUCCGUGGGCCGCCUCGGCGGCAUCACCUACAGCCGCACGCUGGCGGCGAUCGAGCUGACGAGGCCCGACUUUGACAAGACGCUGGGGCGGGAGGGCUAUGCGAAGCUCAAGGCCGAGGGCGAGGGGCAGUGA